CUGUGACCUUAACAUUGCGUGUAGAAAUUGUAAAUAUAGUGUUAAAGAUAGAUUUACGAGUACACUUGCCUAUUUUGCUUUAAUCACUUAUUGCUAUAAAAGUAGGCAUGGCUGACUAAUGUCUAAUACAAAGCAAGCAAAGCUUCCUACAAAGAAUGUUAUACAAGGUACACUAUUUGCAACUCCUGCACAGUUAAGGCAGUGGGCAAUAUUAAAGCCAACAUCUAAUUCUACUCCACCUCAACCUUCUCCUAAUUCAAAAGAAGCUGAAGAAAGCCGACCAGUUCUUCCGGAAAGCCUGGAAAGCAUACCAAAAGCAGAUUAUUUUCCCAACCAGCGUCAUCGCUGGAAUACAAAUGAGGAAAUAGCAUCACUGCUUAUCAGUUUCGAGCGUCAUGAGGACUGGCUGUCAAAAGAAGUUAAGAUCAGGCCCAAAAGUGGCUCUAUGCUAUUGUAUAGCCGGAAAAGAGUGCGUUAUCGAAGGGAUGGUUAUUGCUGGAAAAAGAGGAAAGACGGCAAGACAACUCGGGAAGAUCACAUGAAACUAAAAGUGCAAGGAACGGAGUGCAUUUAUGGGUGCUAUGUGCACUCAGCCAUUCUACCGACGUUUCAUCGUCGAUGUUACUGGCUAUUACAAAAUCCGGACAUAGUUUUAGUUCACUACCUAAAUGUUCCAUAUAGUGACGACAAUAAACUUUUGGUUACACCGAGUCUCAGUUACUGUGCUGACAAAAAGGAAUGGACAAAGGAGGAAUUGGUUUCCCAACUUAAACCAAUGUUUUAUAGUGAGAACGAGCCAGAUCUGAACAAUGAAUUAGAAAUCUCAGUUUCUUUAAAGACUGCUGAAACUGUUGAAGCUAUUGUGCAACAGUUGAUGGAAAAACAGCGAGCAAAAUCUAAUGCACGAACACAUGAAUGUGCAUGUGACAAUGCUCCCAAAGGAAGUGCACCAGGAAAUGAUAAGAAAUGUUCUCACACUUUUCACCGAAUCAUAUCUCCUAAAACCCAUUCCCGAGGUGUCUUAGCUGCCGUGAGCACAGCUUCUGCAAACUCCACUACAUUAUCCACCACAACUUCCGCACCAGCUUCAUCCACAGCUACCACAGUUCUAACAACUCAUACAACAUCAGUAAAAUCCGAGGAAACUCCAAUGAAAAGGACGACCGUUGCUGCAACUGUAGCUGUUUCAGGAGUCACUCCACGUCCAGGAAGUGUCAUAUUGGCCCCAUGCCGUCCUAUCCUACAGGAUGGGAAACAUGAAGUUGCCAUAACUGCAGGAAAUCAUGGAUCCAGUGCCGGUUCAGCUGCUGCCACAUCUUUAAUUCUGAAUUUGUCACAGCUUCAGGGUGGUGGAGGACUCUUAAUUCUAAACAGUGCUGCAGCAGCAUCCAGUGUUGGAUUAACAUCUGCAUCCGUUACACCCGUCACUUUUCUUUGUGGACAGGACACCAAUGCUGCAACCACUGUCAGAAGUAUAACCACUCAUACCUUGCACAAUGCUAUGGACACAUCAGAUGGUACCAACACAAUAAAGCCUGUUAAAAAGCAGUCACAGAAUGUGAAAGCAGAAGUCGAAGAGGGCUUAGAAUGUGCUUUGAAAAGAGACGUUCAUUUUUCGAACGUGCCGACGAGCAAAGAUCCUGAUUUAUGUAGUGUCAUGGACGAAUUGUCUUCUGAGACAAAAGAUUUGCCUCUGAAUCUUUUUGAAGACUCUUUGGCCAUGUCGCAGGAUGAUAUUCAGCGCACUCUGCUAGCCAACAUGCCUCCGCCCAAAUACGUGGUUCAAGAUUCAAACCCGCAUAUCUCGGUGAAAAUCGAAUCUCCACAUCCAGCUGAUAAUGUGAUAGUAGACUUGAAUCCUAUGGACUUCAUUGACAAUGAUAUAUCAACACCAGAUGAAGAAGUCUUUAACAUGGAUACGUUUGAUAUUUUGAGUGAUCUCCCUAACCUCGAUGAUCUGAAUCCGGACCUUGCACCUAGCAGUGGCUUGUCCAGUAGCAGUUCUUCGACACCUGUGAGUAACAGUUCUUUUGCUGCCAAGACUAAUCAUUCAGCGAUGGAUUACAGAGAAGGGACUGCAAACAUCACUGAUUAUUCUCCCGACUGGUGUUAUACUGAGGGUGGUGUUAAGGUCCUUGUAACAGGACCUUGGUAUUCAUCCUCAUCCCCUUAUACCAUCCUGUUUGAUGGGGUUAGUGUGCCAACUACUUUAGUCCAAAGUGGGGUUCUUAGGUGUUAUAGCCCAGCUCAUGAAACAGGACUAGUGACACUCCAAGUUGCAUGUGAGGGGUUUGUUAUAUCGAAUUCUGUGUUCUUUGAGUACAGACAGAGACAAUCUACUACAAAUGUGAAAUCUGAAGAUUGGUUUUCAGUUGAAGACAGUACUCUAAAGCUUUCCCUUUUGGAACGACUAGAAAUAAUGGAAACAAAGUUGACUUUUAGCUUAGACAGUUCUGCAGCUGGAUUAACUACAAAUAGUGUUGUCCAGAAUGCGAAUGAUGAACAAAAAUCUUUUGAAGAUAGAUUAGUGACCUUGUGUCAGAAAUUCAUGACUGGCAGCUGGACUAGGCAUGAUGAUGUGACACCCAUGCUUACAACUACUUGCUCUGAUCUUACAUUACUGCAUUUAGCUGCAGCUUUGGGAUUUUCACGUCUUGUUUGCACUUUAUUGCACUGGAGAAAUGAAAACUCUUCUCUUAUGCUCGAAAGAGAAGUUGAUGCCAUGAGUCAAGAUAAGCGAGGUUGUACACCUUUGAUGUGGGCUUGCGCAUUGGGUUUCACUGAUGUUGCAUUGUUGCUGUACCAGUGGAACAGAGCUGCUAUCAAAGUAUCCAACAAUCGAGGUGUAACUCCUUUAUCUGUAGCAGCAGAAAGGGGACAUGAUAUGUUAGUCGAACAGCUUGAGAAACUAGAAUGUUCUCAAGCACAGCAACUCAGUGGAAAUAAAAACUCUGAAUCUGAGUUAAGUUCUAGUCUUAAAAUAGAAGAUUCCAAUUUGGGUAUCUCUUUGAAAUCCUCAUCAUUGGAUCAAAUGUUAAUGAAUUCUACUAGUUCUUCGACAUUAAAGAUAAGUACUUCAAGUACGAAGGAUUCCCAGCCUGUUGCUGCUCAAGGAACAUCAUCAUCUACAGUUUCAUUUUCAAACUCAGAUGUUUUAGAUAAUCCAAAUCUAGAAAGUCAGUCUUAUAGUUUGCAUUUAAAUGAAAGCAGCUUUCUGUCAUUUUUAAAUGUUCUUCAAGGUAAUUCUAGAGAUGUAAAUGUCAACCAGUCCAAAGCAAAGAAAGAAUUAUCAUCAUCAUCAUCUACUCUCUUAGAAAACAAUGAGAAAAAUAAAUCUUGUACAUCAAAUAUAAUGUCAGAUAUUACAGCAUCUGACGAUGAACUGGAAGGCCAGUUUUCUACAGCAGCUACUGAAGGUAGCACUAUGUCAAGUCGACGAGAUAGUUGCAGCAGCUGUGAUCUCAAUUUGCCUCUAAACAGCGAUGCUGACAACAGGGUUCUGACCUUAGCUGAACAUAUUAUAGCUGCUAUGCCAGACCGAAUUAAAGCAUCAGCUAAUACAGAUCCCGAAUAUGUGCAUUUUCGAAGUAGUGAGGAUUUUACUGAGAGUGAAAAUAGGAGCUUGUCAAGUGGACAAAAUCCUCCAGAUCUGGAGAUGUGUUCCGUAGACGAUUCCCCUCCUCCUCUUUUGAAUGAGGAGUUCAAUUUCGAUCAUUCUUACAGGUAUUGUGAGACUAAUACUCCUGUGUCAUCACUAAGCCCUGCAUCUUCAUCUUGUCUACAAAGUCCUGGAAGCUUUACUCUGGAUUCACCUUCUCCACCACCCACUACUGCUGAUUUUUGUGAAUUUUUUCAAGCAUCUGGUAAAAUAAUGGAGAAGGACUUCUCAAAACUUACUUUAUCAGACCGAGAGCAACGGGAACUGUAUGAAGCUGCAAAAAUUAUUCAAAAAGCAUACAGAUCAUACAAAGGUCGGAAACGUCAAGAGGAGCAGGAGAAAGAAAAAGCUGCUGCAACUCUCAUUCAGACAUAUUACAGGCGAUACAAACAGUAUAUGUAUUACAAGCAAAUGACAAAAGCUGCACAGUUGAUCCAGAGCCAAUUUCGCAAUUAUUGCGAACAUAAGCGUUUUAAAAAGUGGAAAGAAAGUGAUGCUGACUGUAUUUCUCCAGCACUUGGUAGCUCUCCAAGUUCAGUAGCCGGACCUUCAGCUGCAAGCUUACAAUCUCUCUAUUGGACUUUGGCAGAGUCUGAGCGAAGGCUUAGUUCCAGCAGGGAAGGGACUCCUACAUCUUCAACUCUAAAGAGGACAUAUUCCCAAAGGAGGCAGCACCAGGCAGCUAGAAAAAUACAGCAGUUUCUCAGGCAAUCUAAAAACAACAGCGUGUGGGAUUAUUUUCAAGGAAAGGCGAUUGCAGAGAGAACGUGCAUUAGCUGCCGAAAAAGAGAAGCAACUGGGGGAAACUCAGAGUCAUCAGCCUCUGCGCCUAAAAUACCAGGAACAGCCUUCUGACAAAAGGCUCCUUUCUGAUGGAAAAAACCCCAAGUGUGAUAAGGAUAAUACCUGAAAGCUUUUGGAUAUAGUUUCCUUUAGAAUACUUAUGGUAUGUAAAGAGAGAAAUGAAUUUUGCCUCUUGCAUUCCAGAAUGUAUUCUAACACUGCCAUCAAUCCUUGCAGUGAAUUAUCACUUGCAGAAAUGUGUAAUUGGCCAAAAGUUGUUGAAAUGAAACUGUGAAAUCAUCAUCCGUGAAUUUUUUCACUUUUGCUUGAAUUGCAUCCAAAUAUCAAUGCUUUAUUUGUUUUGUUGAGUGAUUAAAAAAAUUGUUGUGAUAAUCUCUUGUAAUUUUUUUUAUGAAUGUGUUAAAUUUGUGUCUUAGGAAUGUGACCGGUGCUGAUGGAUGUAUUGCAGUAUUAGCUUAUCUCUGUUAAUUCUAUGUAAAUAUUGGUGAUUUUUAUCCAAGUUAUUAAAGACUACCAGGUUUGAAAAAAAUUAUAUAUUAGCAAUGGUGUUAAUGAACAUUAAUUUAAUCCAUCUCUUUUUCUAUUUUUAGAAUUAAAUAUAAUAUUUAUAUUGAUCUUAUACAUUCUGCCAUGUGUAUUAAGCAUAUUUGGAUCGUACAAUAUGCAUAAGUCUUAGAGUUUUUCUUUCUGGCUGUGAUAUGUAUGUAAUCAGAGUAUUAUACUUCUCAUAAUUUUUAUUCCUGCAUACAUACUUCGAAUGGAUGUAUACAUGGUGAGUUAUAAACUUUGAAGAAUCUCGUGGUUAUUUUAAAUAUAACUAUUAUAUGUAUUUGAUUGUAAAAAUGAUAUAUGUCAUUGGUAAUUGUAUUUUUAUUUUUUAAAUUUUAUUUUUAAAUAAAAUUGUUGCAUGAUUCAUAUAAAAUUUAGAUUUUGUUAUUUAUACAUUGUGUUCAUUAAAUUUUCAAGUUAUUUGUUGUUUAUGUUUUUAUUCCCGUUGGCUUUUUUUUUAUUAAUAUGUCAUUUUAUGAUACCAAGCCACAAAAAUGCAAUUAUCACCUGUAAAUAGUUGUUAAUUAUUAACAGUUUAUAUUUUGCUAGACCUAAAAGUUCAGAGUUUAAUUAUUAUAUUAAUUAAAAAUGUUUUUCAUGGCAAUUUAAAAAUAAUAAUUAUAUAAUAUAUAAGUAGUUAUUUGCCAUGGAUCUUUUUAAUAUACAUUCAGAUUUUUCAAAAAGCUUCGAAGUUUUCUUUUUGUAGAUUAAUUAAUCCAAAUCUUUUUAAAAAAUCAUGCUGUUAUGAGGAAUAUUUUAGAUAAUUAUUUAUUAUUUUAAAAUUAUGCUCACUUCUGAAAUUUAAUUAAUACCCCUCUUUUAUAUUAAAAUUGUAUAGGAAACUUUGGCAGUUGUUCUAGGGCAUGCAAAUCUGGGAUGCAAUAUUUCCACUCACAUCUUUAUUCUAAACUAUGCAUUGGCAAUCUCUUUCUUAAGUUAAAAAAAUUGCAUGUCCUUGUUCUCUGUCUCUUAAAAAAGGAUUUAAUAACUAUUAUAAAUUUUUGUUUCAGUUUUGUGGUGUGUGUGAUUGGAAAAAAAGA
Argiope bruennichi is the source of this 6051-nucleotide messenger RNA. RefSeq names its product calmodulin-binding transcription activator 1-like (gene Camta). Gene Ontology annotation, molecular function: transcription coregulator activity; double-stranded DNA binding; protein binding. The record is from RefSeq and is a predicted model, not a curated record. Bases 119 to 4513 code for a protein of 1464 amino acids. Gene Ontology annotation, cellular component: nucleus. Lineage: Eukaryota; Metazoa; Arthropoda; Arachnida; Araneae; Araneidae. The transcript is spliced from 25 exons. Gene Ontology annotation, biological process: regulation of transcription by RNA polymerase II.